CUACUCAGCAUCAUGGCUGCCCUCACACCCCUUGUGAAACCCAAAAUUGUCAAAAAGAGGACGGAGCAGUUCAUCUGGCACCAGUCAGACCAAUAUGUCAAAAUUAAGCAUAACUGGCAGAAACCCAGUGGAAAUAGAGUGUGCAGAAGAUUCAAGGGCCAGCUAUGGAUGUCCAAGACUGGUUAUGGGAACAACAAGAAAACAAAGCACAUACCGCCCAGUGGCUUUUGGAAGUUCCUGAUCAACGAUGUCAGGGAACUUGACAUGCUGCUGAUGUACAACACAUCUUACUGUGCUGAGAUUGUUCACAGUGUCUCCUCAAAGAUCCACAAUGCCAUAGUGGAAAAAGCAACCCAGCUGGCCAUCAGAUUCACUAAUCCGAAUGCCAGGCUGCACCGAGAAAAAAAGAAAUAG
This is a messenger RNA of Pteronotus mesoamericanus, 414 nucleotides long. Its product is annotated as 60S ribosomal protein L32-like. The coding region runs from base 13 to 414 and encodes 133 amino acids. Gene Ontology annotation, cellular component: cytosolic large ribosomal subunit; ribosome. Lineage: Eukaryota; Metazoa; Chordata; Mammalia; Chiroptera; Mormoopidae. Gene Ontology annotation, molecular function: structural constituent of ribosome. The transcript has a single exon. The record is from RefSeq and is a predicted model, not a curated record. Gene Ontology annotation, biological process: translation.